AGGAUGGAGAGAGAGAGAGGGGGGGGGGUUGGGUUACGGAGUAGAGGAGGAUGAGGAUGCAGCGGGAAGGAGACGCUGCAGAGGAGGCUGAAAACACACCAGAGGACAGAGUGUGAGAUCCAGGACUCAAGAUGUAGGAGCAGCAUCAUCUUCAUCAUCAUCUUCAUCAGCAGCAGCAGAGAGACUCAGCCACGGUGGGGGGUGGGGGGGGGGUGAUGAUCGCACCGUAACAUCAGGCGGGACUUUGUGUGUUUAUAGGAUACAGUGAAGGUGGAGUGAAGAGGAGGAUGAAGAACUAGCCCCCGUGUUCAGGGCGGAGGGAGAGCGUCGCUCUGAGGAUCAGAUGUUGUCCACAGCUCAGCAGAUGCUGCAGGAGAGCCGCUCCAAGAUCGAGCUGAUCCGCCUGCAGAUCAUCAAAGUCACCCAGGCGGGCGGGGGGGGCGGCGGAGGAAGCCCCGACAGCUGCACCCAUGCAGACGCUCCUCCGGACCCCCGCCUGGCGGAGCUGCAGCAACUGGUGCGCAGGGAGGAGGACGCCUUGUCUCUGGCCCGGGACGUGGUCAAGCAGCUGGAGGGGAUCUCCUCUCUGGACCAGAAGGCCCUGGCCGAGGCUCGGUCCCGGGUGCACGAGGCCUCCCAGAAGCUGGAUCUUCUGCGGCUGUCUCUGGAGAGACGCACCGAGGAGAAGACCCAGGAGCCUGAGGAGGAACCCGGGUGUCCCCUGUCCAGCUCGACGUCCACCGGGUCCCUCAAACCCGCCUACUUGACCGGAACACUUGAAGUCCGACUUCUUGGAUGUGAAGAUUUACUGAAACCCUCGACCAACUCGGAGCCAGAACCCGCCCCGAGUCCCUCUGAGGAGAGUCCAGCAGCUCACCGGGCCGAGGGGCCCGCCGAGGAGGUGGGCGCCGUGCUGCGGCUGGACGGCCGGCUGGUGGGUCGGACGCGCUGGUCGGCCGUCAGCAGGCUGACCUGGGAUCAGACCUUCUGCAUCCAGCUGGAGCGGGCUCGGGAGCUGGAGGUCGCGCUGUUCUGGCGGCACGGGGGGGCCAUGUGCGCGGUGAGGUCCCUGCGGCUGGAGGAGAUGACGGACCACCUGGCCCCCGGCCGGGGCAUCAGGCUGGAGCCCCAGGGCCUCGUCUACGCUGAGCUUCGAUUCGUCGACGCCGUCGUCGAGCGGCAGCCGAAACUGAGACGUCAGCGAUGCAUCUUCACCAAGGAGAAAGGGAAGAACUUCCUCCGAGCGGCCCAGAUGAACAUGAACUUUGCCACGUGGGGCCACCUGAUGAUGAGCGUCCUUCCUCGCUACGGCUCCUUCACCACCUUCAGCUCCUCCCCCUACGCCGCGGCCGACCACGGACAACGUCCCGCGGAGCCUGAACGCACCGCCCCAGUUCAAAGCAGCGAAGCUCCAGAAGCCCCAGUCGGGUUCCCUGAGGAUCCCGAGGAAGACGUGGGCCCCGACCCCCUCGACCCCCCCGCACAGAGCCAAACAUCGGCAGAAACACGGUCGUCCAUUAACGACACGGAAGGACGUGAAGACCCGCCCCCAUCGGCUCUAAAGAUGCAGAAGGAAGAUUUCAAGUACAUCUGUGUGCUGGGCAGAGGCCACUUCGGGAAGGUUCUGCUGGCCCAGUUCUACCAGACCGAGCAGCUGUACGCCAUCAAAGCCUUGAAGAAGAGGGACAUCGUGACCCGCGAUGAGGUGGACAGCCUGAUGAGCGAGAAGAGGAUCUUCGAGAUGAUCAACGCGUCCCGACACCCGUUCCUGGUGAGCCUGCACGGCUGCUUCCAGACCAGCGACCACGUCUGCUUCGUCAUGGAGUACCUGCCGGGAGGAGACCUCAUGAUCCACAUCCACAACCACGUCUUCAGCGAGGCCCAGACCCGGUUCUACUCGGCGUGCGUCCUGCUGGGUUUAGAGUUCCUCCACCUGAAUAAAAUCAUCUAUCGAGACCUGAAGCUGGACAACCUGCUGAUGGAUGCAGAUGGAUUCAUCAAAAUCACAGACUUUGGCCUCUGUAAAGAAGGGAUGGGUCACGGAGAUCGGACCUCCACCUUCUGCGGGACCCCCGAGUUCCUGGCUCCUGAGGUCCUGACGGACGACAACUACACCCGGGCGGUGGACUGGUGGGGGAUGGGGGUCCUGAUCUUUGAGAUGCUGAUAGGAGAGUCUCCGUUCCCCGGCGAGGACGAGGAGGAGGUGUUCGACAGCAUCGUCAACGACGACGUGCAGUAUCCCGGGUCUCUGCCCCCCGACGUGGUCUGCAUCAUCCAGAAGCUGCUGAAGAAGAAUCCUCUGAAGAGGCUGGGCGCCGGAGAGAGGGACGCCACCGAGCUCAAAGGGGAGCCCUUCUACGAGAGCAUCGACUGGGAGGCGCUGCUGGCCAAGAAGGUGACUCCGCCCUUCCUGCCGUCCAUCAAGGAGUCGAUGGACGUCGGCAACUUCGACAGCGAGUUCACGCGGCUGCAGCCCGUCAUGACGCCGCCCGCCAAGCCCUUCGUCCUCUCCGCCGAGCAGCAGGGGGCCUUCGCCGACUUCGACUUCUGCGCCGUGCACGGCUGAGGGGGGGCGGGGGGGGGCUGUGGCCUCCCUCAGAGGACCAGCGGACGCCUUUCACCCGUAUUUCAAGUAUCCUUUAAUCAGUUAUUUCAUUCCCUGAAUCAAUCAGAUCAAGUACCUAAAACUUUUGCAUCAAAUUAACUUUAAAAAGUACAGAUGAAUUAAAGUCCUUUCCACAGCGUGCUACUGGUUAGCUUAGCUUAGUCUUUGUGCUAGAUGAAGGGUUCCACCACGAAGGGAUCUUCUUCUGAUCCGUAGCUGAGGUCACUUCGCCUCCUGGUGGACUCUGAAACGUGUUGAAUGGACUUGUUGCAUCCUGAGUGCCGCAGACGUUCAGCUUGCUUCGUGGCCUUUUCCUCCAUGCGUCACUGUGACAGGCCCCGCCCACUGCCUUGACCACGCCAUGCUAACGAGAAGCUAACCUGCUCCAUGGGGGCCAGCUGCUGUGAAUGCUAGAGAUAUACACACAUAUAUAUAUAUUAUAUAAUGUAACAAAAGAGAAGCCAUAGAGAAUCUAACAUAGCCACGAUAGAGACAAAUAGCUGUAUUUUGUAUUUAGCUAAUGAUAUUCUGUUAUACUAAAACUAUGAUGUCUGUGCAACACAAGAAGAUGAUCUUUAAGUCUCAUAAUGGAAGGAGCACUUUAACAGAGCAACUUAACACCAAAUGCACUUUUUAAGAGUCAUUUUUAUCAUUAAUGACUCGAGUCCAGGGUUUAUUGUUCAGAGGCUUGUCUUAUUUAUCUUUUGUCUUAAAUAUUGUCUUAAAAUCUGUAAGACCACGCCCCCGUUUCUGGUUUGGAAAGCGGUGAGGGAUCGAUCCUCAGAUAGCAGGUCAGACUGAGGUCACAUAAACUCAUGUUUUCUGAGGGUUUGGCGUCAUUUCCUCAUAGACGUCUAUGGGAGCAGAGGAGUCGCCCCCUGCUAGUCACUACACAGAAGUAGAGUCAUUUCCUCAUAGACGUCUAUGGGAGCAGAGGAGUCGCCCCCUGCUGGUCACUACACAGAAGUAGAGUCAUUUCCUCAUAGACGUCUAUGGGAGCAGAGGAGUCGCCCCCUGCUAGUCACUACACAGAAGUAGAGUCAUUUCCUCAUAGACGUCUAUGGGAGCAGAGGAGUCGCCCCCUGCUGGUCACUACACAGAAGUAGAGUCAUUUCCUCAUAG
Molecule: messenger RNA, 3727 nt
Organism: Pungitius pungitius (ninespine stickleback)
Lineage: Eukaryota; Metazoa; Chordata; Actinopteri; Perciformes; Gasterosteidae
Product: serine/threonine-protein kinase N2-like
Exons: 20
Coding region: 344-2566 (740 amino acids)
Biological process (GO): protein phosphorylation
Cellular component (GO): nucleus; cytoplasm
Molecular function (GO): protein serine/threonine kinase activity; ATP binding
Source: RefSeq, a predicted model, not a curated record